Molecule: messenger RNA, 1181 nt
Organism: Penaeus monodon (black tiger shrimp)
Lineage: Eukaryota; Metazoa; Arthropoda; Malacostraca; Decapoda; Penaeidae
Exons: 6
Coding region: 158-685 (175 amino acids)
Source: RefSeq, a predicted model, not a curated record
CAACACCGCAGAACCGCGACUAUAUAAAGGAUUGCAGAGACUAGGAGACGUUGAAAGCAUACACGAGAGUUGACAAGAAAGCUAGUAAUUCCAUAAGGAUUAAGUUGUGUUUCAGUGUUAGUUGGUCACGCGUUUUUCAGAGUUAAAUACUGUAAGCAUGGAGUACCCGACGAAGGACAAGCUGGCGCUGGCCGAGCACCCAGUGACUCCCGCCCCAGGAUCCUCAGAGGCGUCAGCAGCGCAACCCGGAGAAGAAGAGUACUGCUGUUCCUGCUGCAGUUAUCGCACGGGCAGCAUCACCGUCGCCAUCCUCUACCUGGUGGGGGCCUUAAGUUUCUUAGGCGUUGUAAUCGGUAUCCUCUGCAGUGCGGAUGUGAGAGACAUUGGAGCCGUGAUUUUUGUCCUGCUUGGUGUGUUGACCGUUUCAAUCAUCUUUAUCUCCUUGAUGUUUUACGGUGUCGUAAAGCGCCGUCCCCAUUUCCUCCUACCCUGGGCUAUCUGGGAGGGCUUCAACAUUGGCGUCGGAGUGGCGGGUUUGGUCGUCUCCCUCUUCACUGUCGGCGUCACUGCACUCGCAGGCUUGGUUAUCCUUUCUAUACGAUGCUACUGCCUUUUCGUCGUCCAGGUAUAUCGUGGUCAGCUGAUAGCCCAACUUUCGAAGUCAGAGGUCAACGCCCAGGCCUAAUUUGCGGAGAUGCAGCCUCCCCUUCCUCCCACGCUGCGCUUCCGAGAACUGACGAAGUUUGUUGUGAAGCCUCUAGUGUCUCUUUGUGCGCUAUUUGCGUGAGUGUAUGGAUAGAUGUAUCUAUACGUAUAUAGAUGGUGAUUCUUGUAGCUUUUGUAUGAACUUAUAUAGCUCAAUCUACAUUUAUAUAUAUAAAUAUAUACAAAAGUAGAACCUGUUAAUGAAUUUUGCUAUUUACAAGCGGUUGCAAACACAAAACAAGACCAAUCAGAAAUGGCAUAGCAAAAAUGCAGUAAUGUCAUACGCAUCCACACACACAUGAGAUGUAUGUGUUCAUAAAUAUAUAUAUAUAUAUAUAUAUAUAUAUAUAUAUAUAUAUAUAUAUAUAUAUAUAUAUAUUAUAAAUUCGUAUACAAUUGUUUGUUUUUAUGUAUUAUUGUUUGUUUUCGUUAUGUAAUAUUUUUUAUUCCUUAUGAAAUAAAAUCUGCAUCCUUAU